AUGGAGUUUCCAUUCAUGCGGGCCUUCAUUGCCCUUUUCUUCUAUCGCUAUUUCCGCCUUGUUGUGAAUCUUGUCUACUUCUGGACAUUCAAGCCCAUUCACCCCCCCGAGAACCCAAGACUAACCGCACAAGAUGUGACGGUAAUACUACCAACCCUGGAGGGUUGUGGCGAUGAACUCGUUGAGACGAUAAGAACAAUACUUGACAAUCGCCCCUAUGAAUUGCUCUUGGUGACCAUUGAAGCGAAUCGGGUAAAGGCCGAGAAUAUGUUGAACUCGAUGCCAGCUUCAAAGUCAAGAAUCCGUCUUUUCACUGUCACCCACCCAAACAAGCGUCGACAAAUGACAAGGGCUAUUCCAGAAGUCUGCACAGCAAUCACCGUAUUUGCAGAUGAUGAUGUUAGUUGGCCACGCACAGUUCUUCCCUGGAUUUUAGCGCCUUUUGAUAAGGAUGAGCGAUUUGGGGGUGUAGUCACUUGUCAGCGCCUGCGACGAGCUGUUACACCAACAUUUUCUCAGCGCAUAUGGGGAUAUCUGGGCGCUCUUUACCUAGAGCGGAGAAAUUUUGAUUGCGCAGCUACAACACAUAUCGAUGGCGGGCUUCCUUGUAUGUCGGGACGGACUGUCGCAUACAAAACUGACAUCCUCCAAAACGAAGGCUUUACAUAUGCGUUCACCAAUGAAGAAUGGUGGUUUGGAAAGUAUCAACUUAACGCAGACGAUGACAAUUUCAUUACCCGCUGGAUGGUGUCCCACGGCUGGGAGACUUUCAUGCAAUACCAUCCUGAAGCCGAGGUUCUGACAACUUUGGAAGACAAUCCCAAGUUCCUCAAGCAAUGCGCUCGUUGGUCUAGAAGCAACUGGAGGAGCAACCUCACAAGUAUGUUUCAUGAAAAACACAUCUGGUACCGUCAGCCUUGGAGCGCAUACGCCGUCCAUUUGACAACACUUUCGCCCCCGGCCCUCCUAGGCGACCUACUGCUUCUUAUACUCUGCCACAAAUCUACAGUGUCUUGGGACGAUAACGCACACAUGCUGGCUAUGCAAGCCCUUGGGGUGUGGAUGUUUGCUAGCAAAUUCAUCAAGCUUCUGGGACAUUACAUUCGUUACCCAGCGGACAUCUUACUUUUACCGGUGUCUAUACUGUUCGGUUAUUUCCACGGAGCGAUUAAAAUAUACGCUGUACUAACUUUGAAUGUGACUACAUGGGGUAGCAGAGACGGUGCUGACGAUUAUGACGCGGAACGUAUGAAGAAGCGAACAGACAUGGACCGCAUGAAACGUCCCUAUUACCCGAGCUUCAUAACCCAAUGA
Messenger RNA from Aspergillus heteromorphus CBS 117.55, 1314 nucleotides. RefSeq names its product glycosyltransferase family 2 protein. NCBI's taxonomy places the organism in Eukaryota, Fungi, Ascomycota, Eurotiomycetes, Eurotiales, Aspergillaceae. The transcript has 4 exons. Bases 1 to 1314 code for a protein of 437 amino acids. The record is from RefSeq and is a predicted model, not a curated record.